This is a messenger RNA of Arabidopsis thaliana (thale cress), 1145 nucleotides long. Its product is annotated as Dof-type zinc finger DNA-binding family protein. Gene Ontology annotation, cellular component: nucleus. Gene Ontology annotation, molecular function: DNA binding; DNA-binding transcription factor activity. The transcript has a single exon. Lineage: Eukaryota; Viridiplantae; Streptophyta; Magnoliopsida; Brassicales; Brassicaceae. Bases 269 to 1069 code for a protein of 266 amino acids. The record is from RefSeq and is marked reviewed. Gene Ontology annotation, biological process: regulation of DNA-templated transcription.
CCCAUCUCUCCAAAGAGGCCAUAGGCUUCUUAGUUCCCUUCGAAACAAUCUCCAAGACGAUCUAUUUUCUUAUUCAUAUCUUAUGAUAAAAAAAACAAAUACUAGUAUUUAAAUAUCUAUCAAAGAUUCAAAACCCUUAACCCUGUCUCCCCCAAGAAGCAACAGUGAGUGCACCCUUACGAGGCAUUUGCUCCCCCAAACUUCAUCCACUCUCUAGCCUCCACGCGUCUCAAACUCUCCACAUGCACAAACUCUCACCCACACAUUCAUGCAUGCGUAUAUAAUACAUUCGUAUUCCGAUAGACUAAAGAAGAGCGAGAGAGAUAUGGAGAGAGCAGAGGCCUUGACAUCAUCGUUUAUAUGGCGGCCAAACGCAAACGCAAACGCGGAGAUCACGCCGAGUUGUCCAAGAUGUGGAUCCUCUAACACAAAGUUCUGUUACUACAACAACUAUAGCCUCACUCAGCCUCGCUACUUCUGCAAAGGCUGCCGCAGAUAUUGGACCAAAGGUGGUUCCCUCCGCAAUGUUCCUGUAGGCGGUGGCUGUCGAAAAUCCCGCCGCCCCAAAUCAUCUUCUGGUAACAAUACUAAAACUAGCCUAACCGCUAAUUCUGGCAACCCCGGUGGUGGUUCACCAAGCAUCGAUCUUGCUCUUGUUUACGCCAAUUUCUUGAAUCCAAAGCCUGACGAAUCUAUACUACAAGAAAAUUGCGACUUAGCCACUACGGAUUUUUUGGUAGAUAAUCCUACCGGCACUUCCAUGGACCCUUCAUGGAGUAUGGACAUCAAUGAUGGUCAUCAUGAUCAUUAUAUUAAUCCGGUGGAACACAUUGUGGAGGAAUGUGGUUAUAAUGGCUUGCCUCCAUUUCCUGGUGAAGAGCUUCUCUCUUUAGACACUAAUGGUGUUUGGUCUGAUGCUUUGUUGAUUGGUCAUAACCAUGUAGACGUUGGCGUGACUCCGGUUCAGGCUGUACACGAACCGGUGGUUCAUUUCGCUGACGAAUCCAAUGAUUCCACCAAUCUCUUGUUUGGAAGUUGGAGCCCUUUUGAUUUCACUGCCGAUGGAUGAUCCUUAUAUUUGCAUAUAAAUUUAUGAAUUUGUGUUAUUGUACCUAUUAUACAAAGAAUGAUAUACACGAUUAUAU